AUGUUGUGGCCUGCUACGAAUCAAUUCAAAGAUAUUCCCAUUCCACAAUAUUUACAGGAGGGAUAUCUUGAUGAUAUGGAGUUUUGUGCUUUUGAUGAUGAAACAGCAACUGCAGCUAUCAAGUUCAAAAACAGGGACACUGUUCUGAGACUCGUUUGCGCAAAGGAUCUUCUGAGAUUUAGGGAGAGAGACAUUCAAACCCUAGCUCCUCACCAAAUUAUUUGUAGAAAAGAUGUCAUGGAGGUUGUUGCGAAGGAAUUCACUAGAAUGGUCGCCUCUAUCAUAAAUGGAAAGCUAUGGAUGGGAUCCAAGGGGGUGAUUGAUGGUCUUUGA
Molecule: messenger RNA, 333 nt
Organism: Lactuca saligna
Lineage: Eukaryota; Viridiplantae; Streptophyta; Magnoliopsida; Asterales; Asteraceae
Source: the annotation of a GenBank genome assembly